Messenger RNA from Cuculus canorus (common cuckoo), 9228 nucleotides. RefSeq names its product endonuclease domain containing 1 (gene ENDOD1). The transcript is spliced from 2 exons. The record is from RefSeq and is a predicted model, not a curated record. Bases 336 to 1760 code for a protein of 474 amino acids. NCBI's taxonomy places the organism in Eukaryota, Metazoa, Chordata, Aves, Cuculiformes, Cuculidae. Gene Ontology annotation, molecular function: metal ion binding; hydrolase activity; nucleic acid binding.
GGCUUGGACAGCCGGUGUUGCUCAGCUCCAGCCCCAUACUGCCACAGGCUUCCCUCCUCCUCGUCAGGUUGCCUGGUGCUAUCUCCUGCGGGCAGCUGGCAUCCGCAGCGUGUGUCAGUGCAAUUUGGCACACAUUCAGUCUCACAACGUGCUGCCUGCAGAAAGCGCUGGCUCCCCAAAGGGAUCAGCUGUGGUUUCAUAUUUCAUUUCCCUAGCACGCUACACCCGAAUUCCAGACGCUUUCUGGCUUUGCUGCUGCAUAGGCUCAGAGCCCAAGUCCUUUGCUGUACCCAGUGGAGGCAGACGGGGCUUCCCUCAGCUCCAGAGAGUGGACCAUGAAGACGUCAAUUGUAUUUUUGCUUUGCAUCUCAGUUUUCCCAGGCUUUUCCCAGGGCAGAGUUGUUGGAGAGGAUGAAACUGGUUUUGCCGAGUGUAACAUGUUCUUCCCUGGACAAGUCCCACCCGAAGGAUUUACAGAGCCGUUCCACGUGAAAAUCUGUCAGCAGUACAACAAAGAGCCACGCUUUGCAACCCUCUACAGCACGAAAGACAAAAUUCCUCUUUAUUCAGCUUUUAAGUAUUCAAAGCCAGCCCAAGACAAGGAGGAGAACUGGCUGGUUGAACCACAGAUCGACGAUCCAGAAAAUGGCCUGCAUGAGAUGGUGCGUGAAGAUGACAUUAUUGGCACUGUGGCCAACCUUGGUGCAAAUCAAGCCCUGACCUCAGACUAUGUAGGCUCCGGUUAUGAGAGAGGGCUCCUCAAUCCCAGCUUGCUCAAUGAGGAGGAUUUCCAGAUGGCUACUUACACACUCACAAACGCCGUCCCUCUGAGCCCAUCUCUGAGCAAAAGCUGGCACAGAGACAUCGGGAGGGUAGUGGAGCAAGCCCUGAUCCCUCACUGCUCCAAGAAGGAUCAUCUCUAUCUCCUUGCAGGUGCAAUUCCUUCCAGUGUCCGCGUUAAAGGCAAGGUGUCAGUGCCAGAGACCCUCUGGCUGGCAGCCUGCUGCGAUGCUCCAGAGGGGUGGUCCCUAGGACUGGUGAAAAAAAUGAAUGAUGGAAACAGCUUGGAGGACCUCACUGUGGGAGAGCUGGAGAAGCAGCUUCUAGCAGGAGUUCACUUGUUCAGGGGCAACUGUGGGGAAGACAACGAAGGCCGGGAGAAAAUAGAAGCAAUACUGCAAGCUGUCAGUCAGAUCCGCUCUGGGGAGCAAGUAGCAAGUGACAACCAGGAGGCCAAAGACAGCAGCUUGGUGAGAAAAGUGGCUGCCAUCAUUGCUACCCCUUUCAUAAAACUUCUGGAACUCCUCAUCUACGUGUUUGUAGAGCUGGUGAAAUUUGUGUUUUAUUUUCUGUGGCUUGUUGUCAAGCGGAUUUGCGGUACAGUUCUGGAUGGAGUCUACAGCUUCUGUAAUGGAGUGGUGUCCUACCUUAAAGCCAUCAGCAUGGUGCUCAUCAGCAUCCCCUAUGAUGCCGGGAGGGUUGUCGUCAACAUCUUCCUGGGCUUCCUGCAAAUUGUUCAAGACGUGUUCUCCCUUACCUACAGGAUCCUGCUCAUCCCUGUGGGGUUUGUCCUUCACCUUGCUGCUUUCCCCUACCACUCCAUCUGUGCUAUUCCCUCUGUCCUCAAAGACAUGGCCUCUGGGAUCGGGGGCACCUUCUCGUUGGUCAUCGAUGCCACAGCCACCCUUCUGCAUGGCUUUUAUUACCUGGCUGGUCACAUAGUCAAACGGUUUGUCCCUAAAGUCUCCUCUGAUGACUGAUAGGAAUGGAAACCAAAGCUGCAAAGACACAGAGUGAAGGAGGAGUGGGACAAUGCUUUAAGAUAUGUGGCCAAAUGCUGUCAAUUUUGUUCUGGUAUUUAUUGUAAUGACAUUUAUAAUACUGAACUGAGUGGGGAGUAACAGGGAGGGCCAAGGUAAUGUCACUAGGAGAUGCCACCAUUGUAACUCGAGUUCUAUCUGUUGUAAAGUGUUUGGGUUUUACCAGUGCAGGCCACAAGGUUUCUGUGAUUUGCAGAUGUCAAGAUGCUUCCUCUGGGAGACAUGUACUAAAUGUGGUACAGGAUUAUUUCUUUCCGACUAAGACAACACUGAGAUCUGUGCACUGGCUCCGCAGAAGCCCAUCCCUUAUGGGGAGAAGGUGGUGGUUGGGGGAGGGUUUUACUUACAGGGGGUUUUCUGGGAAGGUCAAGAUGUGACACCUGGAGAAGGGAAAGGGAGGUGAGGGUGGAAGGGUUUGGGACUGGGAAACUGAGAGAAGUGGGGAAGAGAACAGGGGUGAGGUCCUGCUGUUGGUUGCACUGCUCACUGCACUGGGGUCCCACUGGUGGCGACCAGGCAGGGAUGUGGCCACGUGUAGUUCAUGGUCCUCAGGCCUGUCCAGGCAGCUGAAAUCCUGUGGAUCUUCCUGUGAGAAAAGACCACUGCCCAUUUUUUCACAAGGUGGGAAAAUGUUUUCCCUUAGCCAUACCAAGCUCAUCUUCCCCAACACUUCCUUAUUCUCUGGUGACCACUGAAUAUCUAAGCCCUGAAGCUUCAAGACAAGGCAUUCCAUGAAGGUGUAAUCCCUCGGAAGUCUAAACCCUGGAGCUCUUGUGCCUGCUCUGAAACCCAUCAGAGCUCCAGGACUAACGCUUUUGGCUUUGAAUCAGCUGCCACCUGCCCAGCUCCCUUGAGAACUAACAGGUCCCCCACCAUGCAGCGGUAUUUACAUGCCUGAGGUCUCUGCAAGCUGAUGCCUGGGCUGCGGAUGGGUAAUGCUGCAGCCACUCGUCGUUCUGAGGCUUGUAUUGAAAGCCCACCUCGCUGGGGAAAAAUUGAUUCUUCUGUAUUUCCUUCUAGGGCAAAAAAAAAGCAGCUCUGCUCUCCCUGCCUGGUCUGGGUCAGUGGCAGGGAUGUCCUCACAGGAAGGGGACAUGGGAGAGGAGACGUGUGGGGAGCACAGUGGAGAAUUUGGCUGUUGUUGUGGAAAACCAAAGGAAGGAAAAAGCAGUUGCAUUGCAUCUGUCUCCCAUGGGGAUUAUGGACUGUGAGGUGGGAGGAGAUGUGGGAAGGGGAUCUGGGGUGUAGUGCUUGUUUUGCUGUGUAAAUACCCACUUGGUAAACGCACGCACUAUCAGUCACAUUUCUGUGGGAGGGAACCCAUCCCCUCUUCUGCAUGGCUUGUCCUCUCUGCUGGCUAUUCUUCACCCCUUUUCCCUUGCUUGUCUUAGCCAGGAACCCUCUCCAUCUGGAGCUUUGCAGGGGACCAUCAGGAGUUUGCAGCUGGGCAAGGGGUGCAGAGACACCCGCUGCUGCCAGAGGAGGACACAGAGGCACUUCCCUUCCUCACAGAAAGGGCGAUGGUCUGCUGCUGCAGCUCUGCCUGCAGGAGGGAGGCUUUCCAUCUCACCAGUGUUUGCUUUGGCUGGACUCCCAGAAGCAUUUAGGAGUCUUACGUGCACACAUCCUUCACUCCUACUUCUGUCUCUUCGUCUAACACUGGUUUGGCUGUGGACCCCUGAUCUGCUGUAGGAUCUCGUAAGGAAUCCUGGUGUGUGCAAGCUGGUGCUGCUGUCCCUGUGGGGGAUCCAACAGUGCUGUGUUGCUGGUGGCCAGUCUUGGAUUGAAGAAAGACCAAUUACUCAAUGCAGCAGCUUUGCUUCUUUGCCUCAUGCUACCUGUGAGCUGGGCUGGAGUGGGAUGGAUUCAGGGGUGUAAAGGAGAUUUGGCUGGUUCAUGGUGGCGACAGAAGGUUUUUUUCCCUUAGCUCAGGGGCUGCAUUUAAUGCAAAGAGCUGUGUGUGUGCACAUCCCAAACCAGCACACCCUGACCAGGUGGCAACGCAUUCAGCAAUGAUGCUGAUGGCACCAUUGGGGAUGCCAACAGUGGGGAUGAAGUGGAGAAGUGGUGGGCUGAGCAGGGACAGAGGACAACUCCUUGUCUCACCCUUUGUGAGCCACACCUGGUUUGUGGAGAAAUCAGUCAGCAGCACUGGCUUUGUUCAAAAGGAAAGACAGCUUUUAUGAGCUUUUAUGAGCUAACUGGGUGAAGUCAGCACCUUUGCCAUGGAGCUGCUGGGAUGGGGAUUUUGGGUGCAAGGGGCAAGGCCCAGGGUCGCGGCUCCCAGCAGGCAGACAGCAGCCCGCAGAUCCUCUCCAAACUAAACUUUGCACCUUUUCCUACUCAAACAUGCCUCUCCUGCUGUGCAGACGAUUAUGGAGCUGGCCUCCCACUUCUUCAUGGUUUCCUGCCCCAGUGCUGGUGCUCCUCUCAGGAUAUGUGCCCGCCGUCGAGGAGAGCAGCCAGCUCAGGUCCCAGGAGCUGCUAAGGUGCAGUGACACCAGGGUCCCCAGCAGCCUCUGAAGGCACAUGUGGCUGCCACAGCUUGUAAGUGCAGCCCAAGCACUGGGAGAAGGCAGCUGCCUCCCUACAGCUGACUGUCUUAUGCCUUCUGUGACCUGUCUUAGCCAUACAGCUGCCAGUGACGCACUUCUUGGGGGUCCUGCACCCAGAUCAGCUUCCUAGCACCUUAACCCAGCAUCUCCCACAUCCCAGCUCCACCAGCAUCUCCAAUGGACCCCUCGGUCCCAGUGAUGUGGGAGCUUGUGCUGAGAGACACCUUGGGAAGUCUGUGUUGCCACAUAUCCAUCACCAUUGCUAUCCAGCCUGGCUCAGGGCAGCAGGUCUCAAUGCUGCAACUGUGUCUUCUGACCACAGGUGGACAGUCCUUGAAGCCUAAAGGGCUGCAGUAAUGUAGGAUUUGGGCUGAUGUGGAACACUAUUGUUAAAAAAUUGUCUUAACAUGCUCAGAUUUCAAAUGCUAAAUACCGCAACCAGCGUGGGGCAUUUUUCUUCUGCACUGCAUGUCUGAGCAGGUAAUGGGAAAUCUGCCUCAAACACUGAGCAAUUAUCACAGAACAAGCAACAUCCUGCCACAAACUAACUAUUGUUCGAGAUUAUUCUUCUCUGGGCAUGAUUUAUGGCUUGCGAGCUUUACUCUAUCCUUGGAAAUGUAUGGCUUCAACAAAAUAAAAAUUACUUUUCCAAAGAAGGGCUGAUAUCACCUUUCUGUCAGAGCUGCAAAUGAGAUAAUGGAAUCUGAGGUGCCCUGACUAAUCAAGAAAGCACCAGCAGCACAGUUGUUCUUUGUUAAGGCUUGACAUCUGAUAUUAAUGGCCCUUUUGUGCUUCUAAAACACCGUUCCUAUUUCACAGCACAUUUAAAAGAGUCAAUUAAUUAAGCUCCAGCAUACUUAGGUAAAAGCUGGGGGGCUGCAGGCAGUGAAUUUAGGUCUAUUUUUACACAAAGAGAGGGAGGGGGAAUGUUUUGUCUUUCUGAGAUGCGGUUGCAGCUGCGGUGCAGCACAGUGGCUGGUUUGGAUACAGAAAAAUCAUAUCAUAGCAGGAUGAUUCUUUGCAGCUAAUGGAGAGCAACUCCCUCUCGUGUGAUGCUGUUCUCUUGACUCGUUUUAUCAUGUCUUCUUUAGCAGGCAUACAAGCUCUCUCUAAAUGUGGAUAUUCUCCUCCACUGACAGUAUAGAGAUUCUGAGAUGAGUAAACCAGAUGUUGGCACCUAUGUUUUGCAAGUACCUCUCUUGGGCAGAUGAACUCCUCCAGCGGAGUUUGCAUUCCUAUCAGGUCUGCAGGAACUGGUGAGGCACUGGCACAGGUUGCCCAGAGAAGUUGUGGAUGCCCCAUCCCUGGUGUUGUUCAAGGCCAAUCUGGAUGGGGCUUUGAGCAACCUGAUCAAGUGGAAGACGUCCCUGCCUCAUUGAGAUCACCCAAUUCUUCGACACAGGGGUCUCUGCAUAUUGAGAUGAUCCUUCUCUCUCUUACAUCCACCCUGGGGCUGGACACCAAUAAUGGCAGGGGAACUCAGCAACCCUGGCAGCACGGCCCCUCAGUCACAGCCCUGGGCUUGGGUCCUCUGGGUCACACCUCUGCUGCCAUUGCAUGUUUCAGAGCUGCUCACCUCUGCAUGGAGUUCCAUCACUGCCUUGGUACCUCCUUCCAGCCAGGGAGCUGCUCCACUUCAUCAAGGAGCUGAGCCCUGCUUGUUCACAGGUUCUCUCUCAAGUGUAGUCAGUGCCAUAAAAUGGAAAAGAUAUUGGAAAAUAAAUACCAGCGUAACUAGUUUGGCCGGGAAGGAUUGCCCAGGAGCAAGGAACAAUGAGGUGUGUCUGGGGUGUGUGAUAGCAAGGUUAUGAUCCUACGACUGCAGCACAGGAUGAUAUCUAUUUGCUGCACAGCCUCCCAGGCUGCUGCAUUUACUUCGAUUUGGGAAUGGAUCUCACACCGAGUCACAUCUGCCAUUGAUUUCCACAGAACUGGUGUUUCCAGCCAAGCAGAAAGGCCUACAGACUUCCCAGCAGUGUUAGAGUUACAGCUGGUUGGAAAAUCUCCAAGGAAAUAUAUCGUGUCAGAAUGGGGUGAUUUAUCAAAGGGGGGUUUGUUCAUGGCAAUUUGCCAUUUGUAGUGGAAAAGAUUUCUCAGGUCCAGGCUGGGACAAGGAACAGAACCAUCCAAGAGCACCCCAAGGUCUGGAUCAGAGGUCUAGAUGCAGACAUUCAGCAUCUGCUCUGGCCUAAACCCAGACCUGACACUUGAAUGUGGCACUUUCCACCUAGAGGAGUGCCCUUGCGGCCAUGGCUCAUCUUAGCUUAUGUCUUAUUUUCUCCCAUUUGCAAGGAUGAAACCAUUUUCCUGGGAGGUAGAAGCCAUUUCCCACUGACCCAGCAGCAAAGUUGCCUGCAAAGCUGAAGCAGUGGCUUCAAAUUCCACUGCAGUAUCAUCUUUGUUGAUAACUUGAUGUUUUAAAUUCAUUUAACAUGGAGGAGAAUGAACAUUUGGAGGAGAGAUUACUGUGUGUUUACUGCUGUGGUGUUGCAGGUUUUGCCAAACCUCCCAGUGUCUGCUGGUAGCACAUGGUUAUGGACAAAAGCCAGGAACUGCAGCAGGCAGGCAGGGCAAUGCUAGUGGGCAGAGGAAGAGCCAUGGGAGCUCCUUGCUGGUGGAAGAAGAGGAGCAGAUGGAUAGGACGUUUCGAACCAGGUGGCGAGUAACCAUUAUAGAGAGUGAACAGUAAUGUCUGAGAAGGUCUCUGCUUUGUCCUGACAGCUAGAAGCUUCUGAGAUGAGUGGAGCAGCUAUAGACAGAUGCUACAAUAGGCUCAGGGAGACAUCACUACCUGGAUUUAUGCCACCCAAGCAUGGGCAUUUAAAAUAUCUUCUCUGCAGGCCCUAGAUUUCCUCCCUUCAGUAUAGAUAUCUCACUUGGCUUUCUCUGGAGCACCUCAGUUGGAUGCCUAAAGCUGGGGCCAAUGAAGCUUGGCUGGGAUAGGUGGCUGAUGGGGCUUGUCAUGCUCAUGGAGACCUUUAAGGUUUCAUUGUUGUGGGUUACCCAGAGAACGGUACAGGAGGGAUGGUCUUUCCCACAGUCUCUUGAAGGCUCUUGGCUCACUAUGUCCUUCCAUGCAGGUAGGAAUGAUACCAGGGGCUGAAGAGAAGUCUCCAAGGAGAUCUUAUAGCAACCUUCCAGUACCUGUAAAGGGGCUACAAGAAAGCCGGAAAAGGACUACUUCUAAAGGCUUGUGGUGAUAGGACAAGGGAGAACGGGUAUAAACUGGAAAGGGGCAGAUUUAGGCUUGAUAUAAGGAAGAAUUUCUUCACCACGAGAGUGAAGAAGUGUAAGAGGUAAGACACUGGCACAGGUUGCCCAGGGAAGUUGUGGCUGCCCCAUCCCUGGAGGUGUUCAAGGCCAGGUUGGAUGGGGCCUUGGGCAGCCUGAUCCAGUGGGAUGUCCCUGCCCAUGGCAGGGGGGUUGGAACUAGAUGACCUUUAAGGUCCCUUCCAACCCAAACUCUGCUAUGAUUCUAUGGUUCUAUGCCUCGGAAGUGCUGCUGGAAACAACCCCCAGUGCUUGCAGCCGUGUUCAGGCAACGGUGGGAUAUCCGUGUGGUACCGCUACAACAGGUGGGAUUAACCAUCAUGUGCACCUCAAACCCUACAAGAUGGUCUGACCUGUGUGCAACGAUCCCAUCCCCCAAAUAACUUAGGCCACAUUUUUUUGAGUUCAUGGAAAACAUGCAUAUUUGUGAGGUGGCUGAGUGCAUCCUUCACUCUCAGGCAUGUGUGGGAUGUAACUGUCCACCUUCGCCCUCUAGCGGACAGCCUGCGCUUGAGAAAACACUGCACUCUGCAAAACGGAGAUGAGUUAUUUCACACACAGAAAAAAGGGUUGCCUUCUCAAGGGUCUGCGAGGCCAUGGAGCCCACUAGCUGCAGAAGAUAUUUGAAUGGUGACAAUUAGUGUCCUGGUGUCAGAGAGGUGUCAAUGAUCUCCGAGGUUCAUUAUCCUACCAGUGAAAAGCUAAGGAAAAAGGGUGAUGGCUCAGAUGACGGAUGUCAUCAAGGGCUAAGUAAUAGGCACUCACCCUCCAAUGAUGAAGCUCUCCCGAGCCCAGGUGGGGAGGUUAGGUGAACUGGGAUGUAUCUGGGAACCAGGUCUUUUAUUUCUCUCAGGGCUGUAUUCCAAGUCUCACUCUCUCUGUCACCCAUUCCCGCAAUGCCAGCACUGCUGGGGCUCCCAGGGACACAGCGCUGAGGUUCUGGACCCCUGGAGCGAUGGGGAUUUGCACUUCAGUCUGCUAAUUAGAGCUGUAGGGGUGCCUGCAGCCGAGCUUCUGCUGUUCCUGUUUACUGCAAAAAUGGCAUUUUUCUUGCUUUGUUUUUCUUUUUCAGCAGGAAUAUUGAAAGAAGAAGACCCCCAGAGACAGAUUAAAUCUAAUAAAAAAAUGUUUCGAGAUGAUCAUUUCCGUAUCACUGUGCUGUAUUGUAGAUGUGAGCUGGAGCUCAAUCUUCCGUGAGCUGAACGUUGCAACCCAACGGGUGUCUCCUGAUGUGAGGGGUGGAGACAGAUCAGAAUCCCCCAGGAGAGAAUUCAGGACAGCUGACACCCCCUGGUGGAGCCUCUCUCUUUCAACGCUGGUUGCAGAGGAAGCCGAGAGCGAUGAGCUAUGUAUGUAAUUCAUUAAGACAAAUGAAGUCUGUAUUCAGGAAGCAUCAUCUCCCCAGCCCAGCUUUUUCUCCUCCUGGAACUUUCAGUGCAUCACAAGAAGUCACCAGCCCAUGAGGACAAUGUAGGAGAAGUGAUCUGUGCUGAAGUUAAACCUUCUGUAGGGAACUCAUUCAUAGAACCAUAGAAUCAUUAGGUUGGAAAAGACCUUUGGGAACAUCAGCUCCAACUGUACCU